Jaminaea rosea is the source of this 1644-nucleotide messenger RNA. Its product is annotated as putative TUF1-translation elongation factor TU, mitochondrial. Bases 47 to 1459 code for a protein of 470 amino acids. Gene Ontology annotation, biological process: mitochondrial translational elongation. The record is from RefSeq and is a predicted model, not a curated record. The transcript has 4 exons. Lineage: Eukaryota; Fungi; Basidiomycota; Exobasidiomycetes; Microstromatales. Gene Ontology annotation, molecular function: GTPase activity; GTP binding; translation elongation factor activity. Gene Ontology annotation, cellular component: mitochondrion.
AUCAUCAUCAUCAUCAUCACCAUCCUCUGAUCUGAUCCUCGCCGUCAUGUCGCUCCUCCGAUCAUCUCUCCCUCGCAGCGUCAGCCGCUCGCUCAACUCGGCGCCACUCUCACAGAGGACCGUAGCGGCUGCUCCUAGCCUCGUUGGCAGCGCAGCACCUCGAUCCCUCUCGACAUUGGCGAGGAACCCUCGCGCUCCUCGUCGUGCAGCGGCCGCUCUCAAGGUCCCGUCGAUCCUCUCGCGCAGCUACGCCGAUGCUUCAGGCAAGUUCGUCCGCUCCAAGCCGCACAUGAACAUCGGCACCAUCGGCCACGUCGACCACGGCAAGACGACCCUCACCGCUGCCAUUACCAAAGUACUCGCCGAGUCCGGAUCGGGCAAGUUCGUCGACUAUGCUUCGAUCGACAAGGCCCCCGAGGAGAAGGCUCGCGGUAUCACCAUUUCGACGGCGCACGUCGAGUACGAGACGCCUAACCGCCACUACGCUCACGUCGACUGCCCCGGACACGCCGAUUACAUCCGUAACAUGAUUACGGGAGCUGCGCAGAUGGAUGGCGCCAUCAUCGUAGUAUCGGCUACCGACGGCCAGAUGCCCCAGACUCGUGAGCACUUGCUCCUCGCCAAGCAGGUCGGCAUUAAGAAGCUCGUCGUAUUCGUCAACAAAGUCGACCAGGUCGAUGACAAGGAAAUGCUCGAGCUCGUCGAGAUGGAGAUGCGCGACCUUCUUGGCACGUACGGUUUCGACGGUGAGAACACACCCAUCAUCUCGGGCUCCGCCUUGGCCGCUCUCGAGGGCAAGACGCCCGACAUUGGUUCCGAGGCCGUUCUCAAGCUCAUGGCCGCUACGGACGAGUGGCUGGAGCUGCCCCCUCGUGACCUCGAGAAGCCCUUCCUCAUGCCUGUCGAGGACGUAUUCUCCAUCUCUGGUCGCGGUACCGUCGUCACCGGCCGUGUGGAGCGUGGAACCAUUACCAAGGGGUCGGAAAUCGAGAUUGUGGGGAUGGGCUCGUCGAUGAAGACUACCCUGACGGGCAUUGAGAUGUUCCACAAGGAGCUGGACCGUGGAGAGGCAGGAGACAACAUGGGUGCUCUCCUCCGUGGUGUCAAGCGAGAGCAGGUCCGCCGCGGUCAGGUCCUCAUCGUUCCCGGUUCGGUCAAGCCCUGCAAGAAGGUGACUGCUCAGCUUUACAUCCUCACCAAGGAAGAGGGAGGUCGCUACAGCCCCUUCGGUCACGGUUACAAGCCCCAACUCUUUAUCCGUACUUCAGAUGUGACGGUUCAGUUGCACUUCCCCGAGGGCACGCCGGACGCGGAGGAGAAGCUGGUCAUGCCCGGUGACUCGGUUGAGAUGGUUGGAGACCUGGUACACGACAUUGCGCUCGAGGAGGGUUCGCGAUUCACGCUGCGUGAGGGAGGGAAGACGAUUGGUACUGGUAUCGUGACCAAGAUUAUGGGUUAAGCAUAAGCAGAUGACACGGUUGGGGAGAUGCUGCAUGCCUGAGAUGGCGCUCUGAUAGACCUUUUUGUUGCAAAAUUCGAAUGAUGAACGAGGAGCUGCGGUUGCCUCUCAUCUUCGCCCACUGUAUUCAAGCAUGCGUGCCACCACCGCUCCCUUUUUUCGUUAACGAUAACAUGAGCUCGCGA